AUUAAACUAAAUCAAAAAGUACCAAGUAUGCAUUGGAACGGCAAACACCGUGUACUAAAUACAAUGAGUGGGGAAAGCCAAAGAUCCUUCUCUUCCAAAAACUCUAUUAUGAAAAUUAACGUACCAAGAGGUCAUUCUGGCUUGAGAUCUGGCAAUUUCAUUGCUAGUAAAAUCAAGACAAAAGGGACCUGAGAAGAGAAUAACAUCCAAAAUAAUGAUAAUCACACAAAUAUGUAUGAACCGCCUUCCACUACUUCCAUAAAUAUUGAUGGGUUUAAUAAUGCGAGUAAUAAGUACAAGGAGGAUCUGAAGCAACACAACACUUUCUCAACGACUUCCUUGAAUAAAUAAGAGCAAAGCUAAGAACACAUGAGUGAGAGGGACAAUGCUGAAAAAUAAUCCGCUCAAUGUAAUCAGGAACAAUCCUAGUACUUCAGAUAUGUUUCAUUGAAAUCAGCCAAUGAGUCAUGGAGAUCCUCCAAGUUCUGACAGCCAAAGAAAUUCAAAUAGAAUGAAUUAUAAGUCCUCAAAGAACGACAAUCUGAUUGCAAAAUCAACAAAUUUGAGCAAAAACAGGAGCAAUAGUGGAAUUCGAAAUACUGCCUAUUUAAAAAGCCAUCAACUUUACCUCCAUUCUAAUAAUCAAGCUAAACUUCAAAAUUAUCAUAGCUCGAUGCAAAUUUCAAGUAAUUAGAGGAAAUAAUUCUAACAAGAGAUUUUACCAAGGCAGGAAGAUGUCAGUAAAGAAUAUAUCAGUAAACCAGAUGAAAGGAGUCAGUAACUCUGAAAGAGAAGACACUCACCCUCUUGCAGAGCGCUCUCAAAAUUACUCCAGCUUCCACACCAGCAAAGGUGCUCCGUUCAGACAAAGUUACACUGGAAGUUCGAGCAUGAGCAGGCGCCAAAAAGCAAGCGGCAAAGAAAAUGUGUCUCUGAACGCUAUCAAGAUUGCCAGGAAAGACAUCAGAGGCAUCGCUUCAAGGUGCAACCUCUCCAAGUCUAGAAGCAACCGCAGCGGCUCCCUCAGUCAGAGCAAGUCAAUCUCCAGGAGGAAAGUCAAAAGGUCCAGUGACAAAUAAAGCAGCUCGAUUUAGCGAAAACAUCAAGGGGCUUAGCCAGAUGAAACAAGACGUAGAAAUGGAGGAUGAACAGCCCUAUGAGAUAUCCGAUAAAAUUUUCAACCACGGACUCUCUGUUCGCAAUGAAGAAGCUGAACCAGACGAAGAAAUGGAAGAUGUCGAAGCUCCAAAGCCUCCGAGCAAGCAAGAAUUCAAAGUCGAGAAACCUAUGACUGAUGAAGAAAAACUUGAGUACUUCCACUCCUUCGUAGUCAAAGCAUCCAAGAAGGAUAUGAUCGAAGAAGACUUGAAGACCUCCGAUGAUCCUCUGGAGUGCUCCGAAUACGUGGUUGAAAUCUUCCAACACAUGAAGAGAACUGAGCUUGAGUUCAUUGCAAGGCCAGGCUACAUGAAGAACCAGAGCGACAUCAACGAGAAAAUGAGAGCCAUUCUGAUUGACUGGCUGAUCGAAGUCCAUUUGAAAUUCAAGCUCUACCCAGAGACACUCUACCUCACAGUAAAUUUAAUUGACAGGUAUCUCGAAAAAGAAGAAGUCAUGAGGCAGCAUCUCCAACUCGUCGGAGUCACAGCCAUGUUGAUUGCGUCGAAGUACGAGGAGAUCUACGCACCAGAAGUCAGGGACUUCGUGUACAUCACUGAUAAAGCCUACACCAAAGAAGAAAUUUUGAAAAUGGAGUAUAAAAUUCUUACUACUCUAAAUUUCAAUACAACUACUUCUUCAAGUUACCGCUUUCUCGAGCGGAUCUACAAAUUGUGAGAAAAUGCAGAUGACAAAGUGUUCACGCUCAGCAGGUACUUUCUGGAGCUUUCUCUGGUAGAGUACCGGAUGCUCAAGCACUACCCGUCCAUGCUGGCCUCUGCUGCUCUGUUUUUGUCGAUGAAAAUCCUGAAGAAGGAGUUCUCUCCCUGGACGGACAAACUCAAAACGGCGACUCAGUUCUCGGAGCAGCAAAUUCGGCAGUGCGCGAAGGAUCUAUGCGUACUUCUGAAAAACAUGGAGACGUGUUCGCUGAAGGCAGUGAAGAAGAAGUUCUCUGAAGUGUCUAAUAUAAAGCUUCGCUAGCCCACUCACCAUAAUUAUGAUUUAUCAGAAUUAUUAUCAUC
Moneuplotes crassus is the source of this 2183-nucleotide messenger RNA. The record is from the annotation of a GenBank genome assembly. Lineage: Eukaryota; Ciliophora; Spirotrichea; Euplotida; Euplotidae.